This is a messenger RNA of Fomitopsis serialis, 576 nucleotides long. Its product is annotated as HSP20-like chaperone. The record is from RefSeq and is a predicted model, not a curated record. Lineage: Eukaryota; Fungi; Basidiomycota; Agaricomycetes; Polyporales; Fomitopsidaceae. The transcript has 2 exons. The coding region runs from base 1 to 576 and encodes 191 amino acids. Gene Ontology annotation, biological process: protein folding; response to salt stress; response to hydrogen peroxide.
AUGUCUCUCGCUCGCCAAUUCUUCCACGAGAUGCGUCCACUCUUCCGCAUGCUGGAGGAGCCUUUCGGUCGUACGCCAUCUGCGUUCGGAGCGUACCCUCGGUCAAUGCUCGAUGACCCCUUCUUCCGCACCCCUGUCAUGUUGCAACCUGCGGUCGAUGUCACGGAGGAGGGCAACAAGUACGUGAUUGAGGCGGAACUCCCUGGCGUCAAGAAGGAGAAUGUCAACGUCCGGAUCGGGGACGGUGGCAGGAGCGUCACCAUCGAGGGCAAAGUCGUCAGCCGACGGGGCGAGCCUCAGUCGACGGAGACGUCGUCAGCGACCACAUCUGCAGAGAACGCUACGACACAGUCAGUUGAAGGUUCGACCUCCACUGCUGUGACACAAGCACCAGAGUCGUCGGCUCAGCUCUCAAUAGAGCGCUCAUUCACUAGCAACGCGUCCUUCACUCGCACCGUCUACCUGCCACGGGCGAUAGAUACUGGCAACGUAUCUGCGAAGCUCACAGACGGGGUGCUGACGGUUACUGUGGCGAAGGCGGAGGACCCCGCUUCGGCGCAGGUGAACGUUGAAUGA